GCUGGGUACGCGGCGCGGGAGGCGGAGCCCAGCGGCGCAGGGGCGGGGCUGCUGAGCUUGGUCAGCUGACCGCGGCGGGGGACUCAACCCAGAAGCGCGGUUCCCGAGGGUCUCGGCGCGAAGGAAGCCUCACCUGCCUCUACGCCACGCGGCCCUCGGUGGUGGGACGGCUCCCUCCGCAGCCAUGGUCUGGAAGAAACUGGGUGCCGGCAACUUCUCCCGAUGCCCCAAUGGCUCUAUCCUCUGGAUCUGGGAUGUGUUUGGCGAGUGUGCCCAGGAUGGCUGGGAUCAGGCCAGCGUGUUCCUGGGCUUGGUCUCCAUCCUCUGUUUUGCUGCCUCUACUUUCCCUCAAUAUAUCAAGGCCUGCAAGACAGGCAACAUGGACCAGGCCCUGUCCCUGUGGUUCCUCCUGGGCUGGAUCGGCGGAGACUCCUGCAACCUCAUUGGCUCCUUCCUUGCUAACCAGCUGCCCCUGCAGACCUACACGGCCGUGUAUUACGUCCUGGCAGAUGUGGUGAUGCUGACCCUGUACUUCUAUUACAAGUUCAAGAAACGCCCCUCGCGGUUGUCUGUGCCCAUCAACUCCGUGCUCCUGUUCCUCAUGGGGACCGUGUGCCUGGUGCCCCUGCUCGGCAGCGGGGGCCCUGCGGCUGCGCCCGGGGCAGUCUUCCGGGGGCGGACGCUGCUGUCUGUGGAGAGGUGCGGCUCGCCCCACGGCCCUCCCUGCACAGACGCGUUCACACCGGUGCCCUUCACCAAGCAGGAGAUCAUCGGCUUCAUCAUCGGCUCCAUCUCCAGCGUGCUGUACCUGCUCUCCCGGCUGCCGCAGAUCCGCACCAACUUCAUACGGAAGUCCACCCAGGGCAUCUCCUACCUGCUGUUCGCCUUGGUGAUGCUGGGGAACACGCUGUACGGGCUGAGCGUGCUGCUGAAGAACCCCGAGGUGGGGGAGAGCGAGGGCAGCUACCUGCUGCACCACCUGCCCUGGCUCGUGGGCAGCCUGGGUGUGCUGCUGCUUGACACCAUCAUCUCCAUCCAGUUCCUGGUGUACAGGAGCCGCCUCACCUCCCCGGAGCACGAGCCGCUGCUGCACAGCUGAGCCCAGGAUAGCGGGGACCUCCAGGCCCAGCUGCCCCUGCCAAGCCUCAGUCCUCCGACCGACCCGAUGGACUGUCUUCCAGAAGCGGGAUGGCCUCCACGGACAAGCCUCCCCAGGGAGCCUGGCAGGACCCCAGGGCGCCCUGCCCACUACCUCAUCCCUGCAGCCGUUGAGCCUAGACUGUCCCGCCACGGAACACAAACUAGUAAACGGUGCCUCCCAGCCCCAGCCUGCUUCCACCGCUCCUUCCCGGGGUGCUGGCAUCUGGCAGCCCGGCCCGGCUUCCCGACACCCCGCGCUCU
Molecule: messenger RNA, 1401 nt
Organism: Perognathus longimembris pacificus (Pacific pocket mouse)
Lineage: Eukaryota; Metazoa; Chordata; Mammalia; Rodentia; Heteromyidae
Gene: Slc66a1
Product: solute carrier family 66 member 1
Exons: 8
Coding region: 185-1099 (304 amino acids)
Source: RefSeq, a predicted model, not a curated record